Messenger RNA from Aspergillus ochraceoroseus IBT 24754, 3756 nucleotides. RefSeq names its product glycerophosphocholine phosphodiesterase. Bases 1 to 3606 code for a protein of 1201 amino acids. Lineage: Eukaryota; Fungi; Ascomycota; Eurotiomycetes; Eurotiales; Aspergillaceae. The record is from RefSeq and is a predicted model, not a curated record. Gene Ontology annotation, molecular function: protein binding; glycerophosphocholine phosphodiesterase activity. Gene Ontology annotation, biological process: glycerophospholipid catabolic process. The transcript is spliced from 4 exons.
AUGAAGUUCGGUCGCAAUUUGCCCCGAAAUGUCGUGCCCGAGUGGAGUGCCUCUUACAUCCGGUACAAGUCGCUCAAGAAACUCAUCAAGUCGCUGGCGGAGCGUGUGAAGGCGGGUCACGAGGCUGAUCUUGCCGGCUUCUUUUAUUCCCUGGACCGAAACCUGGAAGAUGUGGACCACUUCUAUAAUAAGAAGUCUUCCGAUUUCACCCGGCGCCUGAAGCUGUUGGAAGGCCGCUACGCCCAGAUUCUGCAUGGCGGCCAUUUGGAUGCCGACGAUGAGGUCGAGGAUCUCUUGGCCGCGUUGCUCGAGUUGCGCGCUCAGUUCCGCAAGCUCCAAUGGUACGGCGAGGUCAACCGUCGCGGUUUCAUCAAGAUCACCAAGAAACUCGAUAAGAAGGUGGGUGCCCAGGCCCAGCAGAAAUACCUCGAGACCAAGGUCGAUCCACUCCCGUUUUCUUCCAAUGCCCGUUUGGCGAAAGAGAUGGCCAAACUCAACGGCUGGCUGUCGGCGCUGGGAGAAACCAAGGCCACCCUGGAUGAUGCCAGCUCCACGCGCUCGUCGCUUUCCCUGAAGAGAGGCCCCGCGCGCCCCCAUCUGAAUCUGCCGGCCACCAUGCUGGUCACCGUCGACGAAGCGCUCCGCAAAGAUGACACCCACGUUCUCCUGGAAUUGUUGGAGACCCUCAAAGCCGCCGCCGAUGAGGCCGGCGCGGACAUCUUCCCCAAGGUCCUGCGGAGUCUUUUGCAGCGAUCCAUCUCCUAUCGCUCCAAAUCGUGUAUCUCCGUGCUGCUCGGGCGCGUGGACUCCCUGGACGAAGAGGACGAAGAGGACGAUAUCAACAAGCGCAACUGCAUCCACCGUCUGGUGAUUGCAAUCGGUCGAGCGCAAACGACGGCCGACUCGGAACAGUCCGCCUCCAUGGUCCUUGAUUUCCCCUUGGACAUGUCCAAUUACAUCACUCCGGCCGCCCUUCCCACUUUGCAACCCACGCGUCCCAUGGGGAAAGAAUCCAGUCUCGCCGCGCAGCAUCUGGAUCGCUCCGAUCCUUCCGUCGUCGUCCUCCUCCACCUUCUUGACCAGCUCCGCCCCCACCAGCGGGCCGCGUUGAUGGCCCGCGAUCUUUCCGGCCGGACGCCCCUGCACUAUGCCGCGCAGUACGGAUUCUGCGUGGUGUGUGAAGUGAUCAUCGAGCACCUGCAGGCAUGGGACAUGUUUGAUGUUCACGACGGAAUUGAUGCGCCCCGGUGGCAGGACGCCGAGGGGUGGGCCCCCGUGCACUUGAGUGUCGUCGGGGGCCACCCGUUAACCACCCAGGCUCUUCUGCAGUCAGAAAACUGGCAGGGCCAGCAGCAGCAGGAGGAAAAAGCGCGCGUUCGGAAGCAAGUGUCGCGGUCCAGCGCCGUGCUGGCCCUGGCUACCAAGGCCAAUUUUGUCGACAUUGUUCAGCUGCUGGUGGAUGCGGGAGUCGAUGUCAACUAUCAGGACGAGCAGGGGGAAACCGCUUUGCACGUCGCCGCCCGCUUUGGACAUGAUCAAUGUGCCCGCAUUCUCUUGGCGGGAAACGAGGGCCAGAAAGCCGACCCGGAGCUGGCUGAAAACACCUACGCCUGGACCCCUCUCUUCGUGGCCUGUGUUGACGGAUCCUUGAGCGUCGUUACGUCUCUCAUCGAAGCGGGCGCAAAUCUCGAGCGCUUGGACUCGUCCGGGUGGACAGCCAAGGAGCACGCAGCCCUGAGAGGCCAUCUGGAUAUCGCGCGAUGCCUCGCCAAAGUCACCCCGGCACCUGAAGUCCCCGACGCCGAUCCCAUUAUCCCGGUUCCUCCUCGAUCCGCAUCUCCCUCCUCGCAGUCGUCGCUUCGCGAGAAAAGGUCCACCGGAGGAGGCAGUUCCACCGGGAGUUCAACUCUCCGCAGUUCGGAGCCGGUCAAGUCCUUUGGCCACCGGUACCUCACCGACGAGGCCAUGAUCUUGGUUAGCUUGGGCACCAUGGACAUGAGGAAGCCCACCCCAGCGGUGAACCUCGAUCGAAUCCCCAUGGGAAAUGCUCAUGCCACUCAGCUGGACACUACCCUGUCCAUGGUGGUGUCUGCGAACGGCGCGCACGGUGAGCCGGAAAUCAUCGACCUGCCUGUGCAGGAAAAUAUUUCGACGGAACCGAUUGUUUUCCACGCGGCAGACCCGACCAAGGUGCGGCUGUUGUUUGACUUGGUCCCCACCUAUGCCGGCUCGAAAGAUCAGGUAGUCGGGCGUGGAGUGGCCCUGCUUUCAAGCAUCAAACCAACCUUAGGGUCCCACCGCACCAGCCUGCAAGGCGACUCCACCGUGCCGAUUGUUGCGGCCAAUACCUUGGAAGUGAUCGGUUCAGUCACCUUCAAUUUUCUGGUGAUCACCCCUUUUCAGCACCCCAACAUGUCCAUCACCGGGGACCAGACCUACUGGAAGAGUAUGGCGUCGACUGUGGUCAUCGGUCAUCGUGGUCUGGGCAAGAACCUGGCCAGUCGCAAGUCGCUGCAGUUGGGAGAGAAUACCGUCCAAUCCUUCAUCGCCGCCGCUAAUCUGGGCGCUUCCUACGUUGAAUUCGACAUCCAGCUGACCAAGGACCAUGUCCCGGUCAUCUAUCAUGAUUUCCUUGUCAGCGAAACCGGUAUCGAUGCCCCCGUCCACACCCUAACCCUGGAACAAUUCCUCCAACUCGGAGAAAGAGGCGCCUCUCGACCGCCUCCGUCCCGAUCUCUACACGCCGUUCGCAGUGAUGGAAGCAACCCACCGCGUCCGCGAUCGAUGUCUGUGGGUGGGUCUGACUGUGACCCGGCCGAGAUGAAUGAGAGGAUCAAGCACACCCGUGAUUUCAAAAAGAAGGGCUUCAAGGGUAACAGCCGCGGAAACCAUAUCCAAGCCCCAUUUGCGACGUUGGAAGAGCUUUUCCGCAAGUUGCCGAACUCGGUUGGAUUCAACAUGGAGUUGAAAUACCCCAUGCUCUAUGAGAGUGAAGAAGAGGAAAUGGACACCUACGCUGUGGAGUUGAAUUCCUUCGUAGAUACUGUUCUCAACAAGGUGUACGACUUGGGCCAUGGCCGCAACAUGAUUUUCUCCAGCUUUAAUCCGGAUGUCUGUCUGUUGCUCUCCUUCAAGCAGCCUUCGAUCCCGGUUCUGUUUCUCACGGACUCGGGUUCUUCUCCGGUGGGCGAUAUCCGAGCCAGCAGUCUGCAAGAGGCGAUUCGAUUUGCAUCGCGAUGGAAUCUCCUCGGUGUCGUCACGCAGGCGGAGUGUCUCUGCCUUUGCCCCCGUUUGGUCCGUGUCGUGAAGGAAUCCGGUCUAGUUUGCGUGUCGUACGGUGCAAUAAACAAUGAUCCUCCCAAAGUCAAGCUCCAAGCUGCCGAAGGAAUUGACGCAGUCAUUGUGGACUCUGUACUCGCUAUCCGCAAGGGCCUAACCGAGCACGAAAGCAGAGGUGGUCUGACCCCCAGACUUACCCCCCAUGCCAGUCCGCUCGCUCAGCCCACUGCAUCUGCAAUCAUCAAGGAGGCCUUUGAAAUCCCGAUUCUCGGCCGGACGGAGCAGAAGGACGACAAUCUCUACGUCCCAACGGAGUCCAUCCUUUGAUUUUCGGAUCUAUUACCCCCAUAUUACAUAAAGACCAAGAUCCAGACAUUCCUUGCUUGAUCCAGGAUGUGCAUGUUAUGUUGAUUGUGAUAAGAGAUGGGCUGGUUUCAAACCACUUCUGUGGCUCAUAUUACUUGCUCACUUGUAGGG